Coffea eugenioides is the source of this 778-nucleotide messenger RNA. Its product is annotated as LOB domain-containing protein 15. The transcript has 3 exons. Lineage: Eukaryota; Viridiplantae; Streptophyta; Magnoliopsida; Gentianales; Rubiaceae. The record is from RefSeq and is a predicted model, not a curated record. The coding region runs from base 51 to 740 and encodes 229 amino acids.
UGGGCACAAACACAUCCGCUGCCAGCUCCGUACAAUUAUAGCAUGCCUGAAUGUCUAGAGAAAGGGAGAGGCUUGAGGAGAUUGGGAAGAAGAUCAAGAGAGAAUCCGAUGUGUUCAGCAGUCAGUUGGGAAGGAGACAUAUGUUGGGAGGAGAUGGAGGAGGAACCCUUAACACUAUUACACCUUGUGCGGCUUGUAAACUUUUGAGACGACGCUGUGCUCAAGAGUGCCCUUUUUCUCCAUAUUUUUCUCCUCACGAGCCCCAAAAAUUUGCUUCAGUCCACAGAGUUUUUGGGGCAAGUAAUGUUUCCAAGAUGCUCAUGGAAGUUCCAGAAAGUCAAAGAGCAGAUGCAGCCAAUAGUCUAGUUUACGAGGCAAAUGUAAGGCUAAGAGAUCCAGUGUACGGAUGCAUGGGAGCAAUUUCCACUUUACAACAACAAGUUCAAUCUUUGCAAGCAGAACUCAACGCAGUAAGGGCUGAAAUUUUGCAAUACAGAUUUAGGGAAACCUCCAACAUUAAUAUUCAUGUGCCCUCUAAUUCUAAUUUGGCCUUGCUUUCUUCUGGGGCAGUUUCUAUUGCUGCACUGCCACCUACUCCCCCUCCUCCUCCGCCGCAUCUGCCCCCUCCGCCCCCUUCACUUCCUCAUACAUCUCCCUCUUCUUCCAUGUACUCCCCACCCUCUAGUACUGCCGCCGAUUUUAGCACCAUCUCCAACGAGAAUAUUUCUUUUUUUGGCUAAAUUGAUUUUCUUAGUUUAAAAACCCGUUAUUGAUCAAA